Molecule: messenger RNA, 1671 nt
Organism: Rangifer tarandus platyrhynchus (Svalbard reindeer)
Lineage: Eukaryota; Metazoa; Chordata; Mammalia; Artiodactyla; Cervidae
Source: the annotation of a GenBank genome assembly
AUGGCCAAGCGAGUUGCAGUGAUCGGAGCUGGUGUGAGUGGCCUGUCCUCCAUCAAAUGCUGCUUAGAUGAAGACCUGGAGCCCAUCUGCUUUGAAAGAAGUAGUGACAUUGGCGGACUGUGGAAGUUUACUGAAACAUCUAAAGAUGGGAUGACUAGGGUCUACAAGUCACUAGUGACAAAUGUCUGCAAAGAAAUGUCAUGUUACAGUGACUUCCCUUUCCAAGAAGAUUAUCCUAAUUUCAUGAACCAAGAAAAAUUUUGGAACUACCUCCAAGAGUUUGCUGAGUACUUUGACCUUCUGAAAUACAUUCGGUUUAAGACCACCGUGCGCAGCAUAACAAAGCGUCCUGACUUCUCUGAAACUGGUCAAUGGGAUGUUGUCACAGAGACAGAGGGGAGGCAGGACAGAGCUGUCUUUGAUGCUGUCAUGGUUAGCACUGGACACUUCCUGAAUCCUCAUUUACCUCUCGAGUCAUUUCCUGGAAUCCAUAAGUUUAAAGGCCAGAUCCUACACAGCCAAGAGUACAAGAUCCCAGCAGGCUUUCAGGGCAAACGCGUCUUAGUGAUUGGUCUUGGAAACACUGGAGCAGACAUUGCCGUGGAGCUCAGUCGAACCGCUGCUCAGGUACUUCUCAGUACUAGAACUGGUACCUGGGUUAUCAACCGCUCUUCAGAUGGGGGCUACCCAUUUAAUAUGAUGGUUUUAAGAAGACACCACAAUUUUAUUGCACAAGUUCUGCCCUCCUGUAUUCUGAAGUGGAUUCAAGAGAGGCGCCUCAAUAAAAGAUUUGACCAUGUGAAUUACGGACUAAAUAUUACUAAGGGGAAAAAACCAAAAAGGAUUGUGAAUGAUGAGCUGCCAACCUGUAUCCUCUGUGGGACAGUCACUAUUAAAACCAGCCUAAAGGAGUUCACAGAAACCUCUGCUGUCUUUGAAGACGGGACAGUGGAAGAAAACAUUGAUGCCGUGAUCUUCACUACAGGAUACACAUAUUCUUUUCCCUUUUUUGAAGAACCUCUCAAAACCCUUUGUACAAAGAAGAUAUUCCUAUAUAAGCUGGUCUUUCCCUCAAACCUAGAGAAGACAACAUUAGCUAUGAUUGGCUUCAUCCACCUUACAGGAUCCAUCUUAGCAGGCACAGAGCUCCAAGCGCGAUGGGCCACAAGAGUAUUCAAAGGACUCUGUAAGAUACCACCAUCUCAAAAACUGAUGGCUGAGGCUAUGAAGAAGGAGCAGCUCAUAGAAAGGGGUUUGAUGAAAGAUGCCAGUACAGACAAACUUGACUACAUUUCCUACCUGGAUGACCUCGCUUCCUUCAUAGGCGUAAAGCCCAACAUUCCACUUCUGUUCAUCAAGGAUCCCAGACUAGCGUGGGAAGUUUUCUUUGGACCAUGUACUCCUUACCAGUAUCGCCUAAUGGGCCCCGGGAAAUGGGAUGGAGCCCGAAAUGCCAUCUUGACCCAAUGGGACAGGACACUGAAACCCUUAAAAACUCGAACCAUUCCUGGUUCCUUCAAACCUGCCUCCAUGUCACAUUAUUUGAAAGCCUGGGGGGUACCUAUACUGCUUGCUUCCCUUCUGCUGAUCUACAAAUCUUCCAUUUUUUUGAAAUUGGUGCCAGAAAAACUACAGGACAGAAUAUCCCCUUACUUAGUAAGUAUUCGGUGA